Brassica napus (rape) is the source of this 880-nucleotide messenger RNA. RefSeq names its product zinc finger protein SHOOT GRAVITROPISM 5-like. Gene Ontology annotation, cellular component: nucleus. Gene Ontology annotation, biological process: gravitropism. The coding region runs from base 287 to 688 and encodes 133 amino acids. The record is from RefSeq and is a predicted model, not a curated record. NCBI's taxonomy places the organism in Eukaryota, Viridiplantae, Streptophyta, Magnoliopsida, Brassicales, Brassicaceae. The transcript has 2 exons.
UUUUGUAGUGUCUAUUAAUAAACAUAUCUAUAAUAUCUAGCUAGGUUAAUUUUUUAUAUAUAGAAAAACACAGAGUUGAUUCCACAACUAUCAAGUUCAGCUAGAUUCCAUUUCCACGUCUAUUAUUUUGAACGCAAUUAUCAAAACAAAGGGUGCAAUCGACAUUUCGGUGGAUAUAUAUGUUCACAGACACGAAGCAGCUUACAUAUAAAGUGAUUGGUAAUGCCACCCUCCACUUAUUGAAAACAGCAGCCUUUUAGCUCCCAACAAAAAACAAAACCAAAAAAUGGCUGAGCAACAACAACAACAAGAUCAUCACAAAGAGCUUCAGCUUUUGCCUUCUCCACCGUCGACAGAAUCUCGAGUCAGGAAAUUCCGACCAACAGUUAUAACAACCGAUCACCACCAUUCCCCAUCUAUGAUCCACCAAGAUCUCGACCUCAAACUCUCCAUCAGCCUCAGUACAAUUCCAACAGCGACGGUGGAGCAUCUAAGCGAUGGCGGAGGAGGAGGUAGUGGUGUGGAAGCUCUGAAGUGGCAGGCAGCGGAGCAGAUAAGACUAGCGGCGAUAGAGAAAGCUUACGCGGAGAGAGUCAGAGAGCUGACUCGCCGUGAGAUGGAGAUGGCUCAAGCUGAGUUUGCUCGUGCAAGAAGGCUAGGGAGGAGGUGGAGAGAGCGGAGAGGUUGAAGGAGAGAUCAAUGACGAAGAUCGAUACGACUUGCUUGGAGAUCACUUGCUACUCUUGCAGGCAACGCUUUAAGCCUUAAUUUAUGUAUUAAUUUGUUUCUCUUAACUAUUGUUAUUAUAAAUGAAAUUUGAGUACUGGUUUACUUAGUAUGAGAAAAUAAUUUGGAAAAAGGAGAAAUUAUUUUGUUUAAA